Molecule: messenger RNA, 3660 nt
Organism: Linum trigynum
Lineage: Eukaryota; Viridiplantae; Streptophyta; Magnoliopsida; Malpighiales; Linaceae
Source: the annotation of a GenBank genome assembly
UUAGGAUUCCAAAGAUUGAGUUAGGCGAAAAGAAAAAUCGGAAAAUAGGCGCAUUUCGCAAAACAAAGAAAAAAUUGCACAAAUUGACCUCCAACUCGGUACCUUAUAGCGGUCAACCCAACAAGUACAUGCGGCCCAUUUUUCUCAUCGGGUCAGGGUCAAAGUGGGUCAACCCACGGGUUGACAACCUUGAUCUGGUGCAUAAAGAAAGUCACCCCUUCAAACUUCAUUCUCAUUGUUAAAGAAACACGGUAGAGAAAUGGCGCCAAUGGAGAUUGGAAAACAUUUCGCCAUUAGCGCUUAAUUUAUUUCUUAUACAUGAUGAUUGCCAUAUUAUAUAUCGUUAACUAAUUAAUUACUCUUUUUCCCCGAAAAGAUCAAAUUUGAAAAAAAAAAGUAUUAAUUCCGAAAAGUAAAAACUAAACCUCACGGUCACGGUAGUAUUAAUUAUUUGGUGAGGCUCUCUCUUUCGUUUUUGCUCUUUUGUUUCUCCUCAAGUCAAGCAGAAAUCUCCUCACUUUUACUUCACUGGGAGGGAAUUUGCUCCGCUUGCAUCUGCCGCCAUCGGACUCCGAUUCUUCUAUCACCCUGCACUCCUCCGCCGGGUUAACGAGCCCCGGCGAGUUGGUAACUGCGCCAUCCGUCCAACUCCAUUUGUAUUUUCUCGUUUUGCUACGCUUUAUGUUAUGUGUGUGUAUUUUCCUGGAAAAAUGGGCCUGUAACUGCUCUGCUUUCGUUUUGAUGGUCGUGAUUCGCUGUCUAUCUUCCAUUUCCUUGAUUGUUCUUCGAAUUUUCGGGUCCCGUUGAUGUGCAGCCGGUGUUGGCGUUCCAGCAUUUGCCUCGCUAUUAAUCUUGCACUUUUUUCUUAUGAUUGAUUUGAUUUGGGCGUUUCUCUUUCGGUUUGCUUCAGAUUGCGGUUUUGAUGGAGAUCUGAUUGCUUUUAGUUUAUCUUUGCUUCGCUUUGGUUACAGGGAGGGAUUGCUGAACUGGAUUGAAUGGAGCAGUACGAGAAAGUGGAGAAGAUUGGGGAGGGGACUUAUGGAGUGGUAUACAAGGCUCGUGAUCGAUUCACCAAUGAGACUAUAGCUUUGAAGAAGAUCCGCCUCGAGCAGGAAGAUGAGGGAGUCCCCAGCACUGCCAUUAGAGAGAUUUCUCUUCUGAAAGAAAUGCAGCACGGUAACAUUGUUAGGUUGCAGGAUGUAGUGCAUAGUGAGAAGCGUUUGUAUUUGGUAUUUGAGUACCUGGACCUAGAUUUGAAGAAGCACAUGGACUCUUCUCCUGAAUUCGCUAAGGACCCGAACAUAGUCAAAACAUUCCUGUAUCAAAUCCUCCGUGGCAUUGCUUAUUGCCAUUCUCUCAGGGUUCUUCAUCGAGAUUUGAAGCCACAGAAUUUGCUUAUUGAUCGUCGUACCAAUGCGCUGAAACUUGCAGAUUUUGGCCUGGCCAGAGCUUUCGGUAUCCCUGUCAGGACAUUUACCCAUGAGGUGGUGACUCUUUGGUACAGAGCCCCUGAGAUCCUUCUUGGAUCUCGACACUACUCUACACCAGUCGAUGUUUGGUCUGUUGGAUGUAUAUUUGCUGAAAUGGUGAACCAGCGCCCAUUGUUCCCUGGGGACUCUGAGAUUGAUGAGCUAUUUAAGAUUUUCAGAAUCAUGGGCACACCAAAUGAAGACACCUGGCCGGGAGUAACAUCUUUGCCUGACUUCAAGUCUACCUUCCCCAAGUGGCCUUCAAAGGACUUGGCUAAUGUGGUUCCGACUCUCGAUUCAGCUGGUCUUGACCUUUUACGUAAAAUGCUGUGCUUGGAUCCUGUCAAGAGAAUUACAGCCAGGACUGCCAUAGAACAUGAGUACUUCAAGGACAUCGGUUUCGUUCCUUAAAGAGGUAGGCCAAAGAGGAAGAAAAGGUCACCAGUUCCCAUCUCUGUGCCCUAAAAAAAAAGAAAUGUAUAUGGUUUGUGUAGUAGUAAGUCGGGUCUACCCAAUGUGGGGUUUUUUGGAAGUGUGAGAAGAAAGAACUGUUUCUCUUGAGAGAGUCCAUGGAGAAAGGGGAAAAGCAAAAACAUCAUAAUGGUGAUGAUGAUGUUUUUUUGUUUGUUUGUUUGUUUGAAUUUGAUUCUUAGCUGAAAUUAUUAGCUUGGAGUUCGCUUUUUUACCAAGGGCCUGGAGAAUAUUGUUGUUUUGGUUGGUUGUUUGUUCCCCCUGAGCUUUGAUUGUAAACAGUCUUGUUGAGAAAGAAAAAUUAUGGUUCGGUUUCCCUCCUUGGGUUAAGCCGGUUAUUUUGUUGACUGGUUUGUUUCCCCUGAGUCUAAUCAAUUAGUUGCUUCAGCCUUUGACAUAUCAACAGGUAGCUGCUGCUGCUGGGUUGUUGCUGUAGUUUCUUGACAUGCAUAGAAGCUAUAGAAAAGGGCUCUCGAUUCAAAGAUAGUUCUUGUCUGCAUACCGACUUAAAGCUGUAACAGAGUGUGUGUGUUCCCACAACUCAAGCAGGCUCCACAGAGCUUCAAUCUCUUAACAAUGAACAUCUUCCUGUGACUGUGAUGCCAAGCUAAUUAAGUAAGAGCUAUAUCUCGUCGGCCAAAAGCAUACUAUUCGCAAUCUGAUAAUAAUGCUUAGUGGGUAACUAUUCUGUACUCGUUGUGCCGGAACUAAAUUCCCACUCUGUCGCCGUCGUCGGAAGAGAAAACAGAGGCUAGCUACUGAAUGUUUGAUUGAGUUGCGUUCGUAGGGAGACGGAAAUCAGUUACCUUUCUCUCACUAAGUUUUCUCUAAUCGACUCUACCCUUUGCUCGAUUCCUCUUCAUUUGCCUUUCCUCAGCCAGCAGCAGUGAGGUCUGCUUGUUUUCUUGUGUUUUUCCGGCUGUUUCCCGCCCUCUGUUUCAGUUUCAGGCAGAGAUGGUCCAGGUCGUCGGCACCGGGUCAAUAUAUCGUAGAAAGUCAAUAUAUCAUCAAAAUAUCACGAAAUAUCGCCAUAUAUCGUAAAUCGUCAAUUUCACUUUCUCGUCAAUUUAUCGCGUUUCGAAUUUGGUUUUGAGGACCCGAAACGUAUUGCGUUUCGCCGUUUCGGGCACCCGUAUUUCCCAUUUUUCGCGCUAGUUUCCGCUGCUCCGUGGCCCGUUCUCGCGCCGUUUAGCCUCUGGCGGGCUCCUCUUCCUCCUGCUGCAGUUGGCGGAGGCUGGUCGUGGUUUUGGUUGCCGGUUAAGAGAUUUUCUUCUUCCUCCCAGACAGCCGCCGGAGCUCCCCUGCCUUGGCUUCCUUCCCCAGCCAUAAAUUUCCGGAGUAUCUGCUAUUUCGCUUGUUGCCUCUCGGAGUGAGGGAGAUUUGAAGAAAAUUCCUUCCCCGGUCAAUUCUAAUUCUUUGAUCCGAUGUUGAAUAGUGGGCAAUCGAUUUACCUAGUCGCCGAAGCUAAUUCCUCCGUGUCCGGCAUCACUGAAAACAGAGGCUCCCCUGUUUUAACAGUUUUGUCUCACGAUCCGAGGAAUAAUAGUGGGUCACCGGUCGGGUUCAUCGCCGACGUCCGCCACAGUUGCUGGGUUUCUUCGAAUUACAGAAACAGGGUAUAGUUAUGUGGAACUAAUUAGCUAGUAGCUGUCUUGGUUGCAGACAAACAAAAACUAUGUAUUGGUUCUUUAGACACAAUAAAUAAAUAAAUAAAUAAGUA